UACACUAAUCCCUAGCUACUUGCUCUUUCUGGACCUCCUCAUUUGUACUGGGCUUUCGGUCUCUCCUCUGCAGCGAACUCUGGUAGCGGUGGCAUGUCUCCUUCUCAUCUGGCGUUGAUGGCGGUGCUUUUUUCUCCUAGCCCUACGCAUCCUGCCUGAUGAUCGAGGCCACUAGGCGUAAUCUCGUCCGCAGUCUCCCGGCUCUCCUGCUUCUCUUCAGUCUUCCGCGGCUUUCACCUCCGUCGGCGACCUCUUCCAUGUCCAUCUCUUUGUUUCACGGUACCUCCUCCACCAAAUACCUUAAUUUUUGCGACGUCACAUCAUCCUUCUGAUUUAUUGAUGACCCCCCUGCACAUCCGGAUGCAGCCGGAGAAGAAAAGAAAUUGAGAAUUUCAUAUCCUUUCCAUAAUCUCGUUUUCACGUAGAACUAUGCUCGAUAAUUUCGUCAUCAGGAAUACAUUUUCUGCAGAUAACUUUUUCCGUGUAGAGGUGAUUUUCUGCCAGUCAAAACAGUCUAAAACACUGCAAAUGAAGAAAUGUUCUCUCUUCCAGUUAGAAGGCAACCUCUGCAACAAAGCACCAGCUUCUUCUUCCUAAAGCACACAUCUCACAAGCUGACAAGCAGCACAUCACCACCCCUGCCACUGCCACAAGAAGAUGCUACCAUUGCCAAUCUCAUCCUCCAAGCUGACCCACAAAAGCUAUUUGAAACCCUAGAAAACUGCGUGAUCCACUGGACACCCGAGUUAGUCAACAAAGUCCUCAAACGCCUUUGGAACCAUGGGCCUAAAGCCCUCCAAUUCUUCAAACUCCUUGACCACCACCCCACUUAUGCACACUCCUCCUCUGCCUUUGAUCAUGCCAUUGACAUUGCAGGCCGUAUGCGUGACUAUAAGACCCUUUGGGCACUUCUCCACCGAAUGCAUGCUCGCCGGCUUGGCCCAUCUCCCAAAACUUUCGCAAUUAUUGCGGAAAGGUUUGUUGCUGCCGGUAAAGCUGAUAGAGCCAUUAAUCUAUUCUUGUCAAUGCAUAAACAUGGUUGUCUUCAGAAUUUGAAUUCCUUCAAUACAGUACUAGAUGUGCUGUGUAAAUCGAGGCGAGUUGAGAUGGCCGAUAACUUGUUUAAGGUGUUUAGGAGGAGGUUUAGAGCCGAUACUGUUAGUUAUAAUAUAAUUGCAAAUGGGUGGUGUUUGGUCAAGCAGACCCCGAAGGCAUUAGAGGUUUUGAAGGAGAUGGUGCAGAGAGGUUUGAGUCCAACGCUAACAACAUACAAUAUAAUGUUAAAAGGGUUCUUCCGAGCAGGUCAAAUUAAUGAAGCUUGGGAAUUCUUUUUGCAAAUGAAGAAGAGGAACUGUGAGCCUGAUGUAAUCACAUAUACUACAGUGGUUCAUGGGUUUGGUGUUGCAGGUGAGGUUAAAAAAGCCCAGAGGGUUUUUAACAAGAUGAUUGGGGAGGGUGUUCUUCCGUCGAUUGCAACUUAUAAUGCUUUGAUUCAGGUUUUGUGCAAGAAAGACACUGUAGAAAAUGCUAUUUCAGUUUUUGAGGAGAUGGUUGGGAAAGGGUAUGCUCCGAAUUCAACAACGUAUAAUGUGGUGAUUAGAGGAUUGUGUCAUGUGGGUGAGAUGGAUAGGGCAGUAGGGUUUAUGCAAAGAAUGAAAGAUGAUGAAUGUGAGCCAAAUGUUCAGACAUACAAUGUUGUGAUUCGUUACUUUUGUGAUGCUGGACAGAUCGAGAAGGGUUUGGAGAUCUUUGAGAAGAUGGGUAGAGGGAAUUGCUUGCCAAAUUUGGAUACGUACAAUAUUUUGAUUAGUGCUAUGUUUGUGAGGAAGAAAUCAGAUGAUUUGUUGGUGGCAGGGAAGUUGUUGAUAGAAAUGGUUGAUAGAGGGUUUCUUCCUCGAAAAUUAACAUUCAUCAGGGUUCUAGAUGGACUCUUGCUGACUGGUAAUCAAGAUUUUGCAAAAGAGAUUAUGAGAUUGCAGAGUAAAUGUGGUCGUCUUCCUUGUCAUUUCAGGUUAUGAAAUCAGUUUGUUCAGACUGGUUUAUAAACCACGGGGAAUCGCAUCACUUUUUGCAGUUUGCCCCGAGGCUCCCGAGGAGGUGGUUCAUAUUUUCAGUGCGUGAAAUUUUAGGCUUAAAAUGUUGUUGUGAAGCUUAAGCAUUGACCUUGUUUUUUUGUUUGUUUUUUCCCCAGUUUUGAUAAGACCGGAAGACAGGUUGAGGGAGAAAUUCCGAAGAUGGUAAGUGGACAACUAUUUGAAUGUAGCUUAAAUAAGGUUUGAACAGUUUCUCUCUCUCUCUCUCUCUCUCUCUCUCUCUCUCUCUCCCGCUCUUAAUAUAUAUAUAUAUAUAUAUAUAUAUAUAUAUAUAAUAUGUACGUCUGGUUUCAGAUGAUGAUAAAGACGAAACAUUUUCACGUGGGUUCACGUGAAAGAAGUACGUUGGCUAAGUGAUAUUUGUUUUUUGGGUCAGAGAAUUAGCUUUUAAUUUUUAGAUUGCUGUAUUAAAUUAGCAGGAGGUUAUUGAUUUAUUGAAAAAGCUUCUGUUCUCUGGGUUUUAAGUGCGUGAAUUUUGUGAAUGCUUUGUCAUCUCAUUAUUUGACUUGAGUAAUGCUCGUCUAAGUGAUAUGCCUUCUAAUUUCUAACAUAAUGGAAUCAUUUGCAGUGUUGUUUUGCUGGAAAUACUGUACUCGCAGCUUUGAGAUUUGAAAGGUCUCUUUGUUCACUGCGUGGAAAGAUGGAAAUCAUGGUCGGGACUCUGGCAAGAGACCCAAGAGAAGUUUAUCCAAUGCUUCCUGUCGUAUCCAUUCCUGAUAUUGAUCACCAUGUGGAUCCUUAUUUUAUUUUAUUUUAAUCUUUUGCAUUCUUAGUAAGCCCAUGAGGCAAUUAUUUGCACAGGUGAGAAGCUUUCCCAUUUUCUAAUGUGUUGCCACAGCAAAUGACUGCAUUUCGAAUUAUUGGUUUCUGUAUAUUGUGCAUUUUUGGUUGCAGUUUAACCAUUCCUCU
Molecule: messenger RNA, 3002 nt
Organism: Malania oleifera
Lineage: Eukaryota; Viridiplantae; Streptophyta; Magnoliopsida; Santalales; Ximeniaceae
Product: pentatricopeptide repeat-containing protein At1g74900, mitochondrial
Exons: 2
Coding region: 537-2018 (493 amino acids)
Molecular function (GO): protein binding
Source: RefSeq, a predicted model, not a curated record